Darwinula stevensoni is the source of this 2692-nucleotide messenger RNA. NCBI's taxonomy places the organism in Eukaryota, Metazoa, Arthropoda, Ostracoda, Podocopida, Darwinulidae. The record is from the annotation of a GenBank genome assembly.
CCUGGUCCAGUCUUCCCUCCGACCAUCCCGGUCCAGCCCUCCUCAUUGAGAUCCUGGUCCAGUCUUCCCUCCGACCAUCCCGGUCCAGCCCUCCUCAUUGCGAUCCUGGUCCAGUCUUCCCUCCGACCAUCCCGGUCCAGCCCUCCUCAUUGCGAUCCCGUUCCAUUCGACCUUCCCAUUCCCCGCUUCUCGCCCGUGCUGUCCCCCUCUCCACACUUCCUCCGUUUGCACCAUGAAUGGCUGUUGCGACGCGGGCCUGCCCCAAUCCACGGGCGAGGUAUGGGUGAAGAGGAAGGAGCCGCCGGGAGGCCUGUCGCUUCUGUCGGCGACGAAUCCCAUGGACAUCACCUAUUCCGGCGUCCACUACUGGGUCCGCGACGGACGGAGAGGGAUGAAGGAGAUCCUGAAGGGUCUGGACGGGCGGAUAAAGCCGGGGGAGCUGACGGCCAUCAUGGGACCCAGCGGGGCGGGGAAGAGCAGCCUCAUGAACGUCCUCGCCGGUUAUAGAGUGAAGGGGGUGACGGGGAAGGUGGAGGUGAACGGGCGCGAGCGGGACCUGCGCGUGUUUCGCCACCUGAGCACGUACAUCCCCCAGCAGGACCACGUGAUCCCCACCCUCACGGUCAUGGAGUCCAUGCUUGUCGCUGCCAGCCUCAAGCUCCCGAGCUCCGUGUCACAUAAAGACAAACUCACAGCUGUGGAAGAGAUUCUGAAGCAUCUGGGGAUCCAGCACUGCGCCGAGACAAAGGCCUGGCAUCUCUCGGGCGGGCAGAGGAAGCGGCUCUGCAUCGCCAUGGAGCUCGUCAAUAACCCCCCGGUCCUGUUCCUCGAUGAACCGACCAGCGGACUGGACAGUUCCACCUGCCUGCAGUGCGUGUCCCUGUUGAGGAUGCUGGCCCACGAGGGGCGAACCGUGAUCUGCACCAUCCACCACCCGAGCGCGAAGAUCCUGGAGAUGUUCGACCACCUGAUUCUCCUCACCGAGGGCCUGUGCCUCUACCACGGCACCAUCUCCUCGAUGGUGCCUUAUCUCCGGCGGUUCGGCCUCGACUGCCCGCCGUAUCACAACCCGGCGGAUUUCGUGAUGGAGGUGGCCGUCGGCGACAACGGGCGCGAGGCCAUGAACGCCUUGUUUGCCGCCGCCAAAGCGGAAGCCACCAUGCCUCCCGAGCUGGAGGGCCCCGCCCUCCAGACUCCCCUGCGCCUCGAGGGCGAGCCUCCGCCUUCCGCCGCUGCGUCUGGGGGGAAACCCCCUGGCGCAUGGGCAUCUCACCCAUGUGGGAUGUCUCUGACCCAAUGGUGGCAGCAGCAUCGAGGGAUGCGGAAAGGUUCGCCUCUCCCCUCGGCCCUGCCGUCGCACGAGUUUUCCCAUCUUGUUGUGGAAUCCGGGGGAGUUUCUCGAUAUCAUGGGUGUCAUCCUUGCCCAUUAUGCUUUACCAUCCCCAGUAAGGCCAUAAGCAAGUCCAAGAUCGAGAAGAUACCGUUUUUGGGCAGUCUUCUCCGAAACCUCGAAUCCGGUUCUCCGACAGGGCUGUGGACGAGAUUGAAGGGGUCCGUCGGCCGGACGGAGACGAAGCCGCAGCCCGCGGACGCCGCCGUGGCGGAGUACGCCGUGUCCUUCGCGAUGCAGGUCAAGUGCCUGUACCUGCGGUUCAACAAGACCAACUCCCGGGACCGGAUUCUCAUGCACAUUCGUUUGGGAGCUCACAUCUUGGUCGCUCUGUUCCUGGGGACCCUGUUCUCCAACCUGGGCGACUCCGCCAACAAUGUGUUCCGCAACGUCGGCUCUCUCUUCUUCAGCAUCCUCUUUGUCGUCUAUGGGUCCAUGAUGCCGACCGUGAUCACAUCCAUUGGAAUUCCCCGUGCUGCGGAAAGAGACGCUGAACAAGUGGUACUCCCUGAAGGCAUACCACGUGGCCAAGAUGCUCUCCGACAUCCCCUUCGCCGUGAGAGACCUCGCCCUCCCCCAUCCCCCUUUCGAGCCCUGCACCCGCUCAUCCCAAGCGUGAUGUGUCCGCAGGCCCUCUGCACUUUCGUGUACCUGGUGAUCUGCUACUUCAUGACCGCACAGCCGAUGGACGCCGACAGGUUCUUGAGGUAUCUCGCCCUCAGCGUGUACGUCGCGCUCGUCGCCCAGACCCUCGGAUUCAUGAUCGGGACGAUCUUCCCCAUCCAGGUAAUGAGGAUCAGCCUGAAGGAGGAUGUGGAUGAACUCUUUUAUCAGGCUCAAGCAGGGCUGACCACGAAGAAGCACCGGCUGUCGGCAGAAUCUUGCAUAAAUGGCCCGAUGAGUAUUGGGGAAGGCAGUCGCUUUCGAUUCUCAAUUGUCACGACCUUUUCCACAUUGCAGACGGCGGUCUUCCUGAGUCCUGUGAUCGCGCUGCCUUUCGUCCUGUUCUCGGGGUUCCUGCUGAGCGUGAAGUCGAUCCCAGGAUACCUGCGCUGGCUCUCCCACCUGUCUUUCCUCAAGUACUACUUCGAGGGGACGAUGUCCUGCAUCUACGGUUUCAACCGUCCGGACCUCCAGUGCAACGAGCCCUACUGCCACUUCAAGGACCCCGACCGGUUCCUGCGGGAGAUGGGCCUGGAGGAGUACGUCUACUGGAGGGACUUCUGGGUCCUGCUUCUCUACAACGUCAUCCUCCGCCUUCUGGCCUACUUCGUGCUCCGGUGGAGGCUCCAUCGCGCCCGA